GGAGGCCGAGUUAGAUUAUGUAACUGUAAGUUAGAAAGGAUUAUGGUUGUGACAAUAGAUAUUCAACAUGUAUAUAAAUAUCCUCUGGAGCUUGUUGCACACACGCAUUUCACUAAAUAUCCCACAGAGAAAGAAAAAUUUGUCAAAAGAAUAGAUGUCAUUGAAGAGAAAACAGAUUCUGAUGGCAUUAACUACAGAAAAAGUAUUGCAAUCUGUGAAAAUGUUAUACCAAAAAUACUUCGCAAGAUAGGAGUUUUAAAUGAGAAGGCUAUACUUCUAGAGGAGGAAUCAUGGUUCAAUGUCAGAAGAAAACAGUUACAUUUGAAGAGCCGUAAUCUGACUUGGUGUAAAUAUGCAAACCUUUGGGAGAAAUCUGUAUUUAGGAGUCAUGACGAAAAUCCAGCAUGGACAAUAUUUGAGCAACAUGGAAGUAUAGAUGUUCAUGGAAUAGGGCCUUUCGGAAGAGUAAUAGAAAUGUUUGCUGAAAGUUUUCUUCACUCAGGGGUUAAAAGGAGUAUAUCCAUCAUGGAAGAUUCUUUAGAUGAGAGAUAUAAGGACUUCCUUAUACAACAGAGUUGACAAGUUUAGGACUAUAUAUGAAAUAAGUUAGCAAUAAAAACUUUGCCAUUUGCUGCCAUGUACAAUAGUUAUUUAAUUUUAUAUGUAAACAUGUUCAAAAGUGAUUUUACUUUAUCUCUUCAAGGGAAACAGCAAAGUCCUUGUCUUAUUUAUAUUUGAAAGGGAUAUAUCCGAAAGAUUUCAAUGUUUGUUUACAUGCACCAGUCAUUGACAGCCUCGUCCUAUCUAUCUCAUCUACAGGGACUUUGACUAAGACCAGCGGAUCCUUAACCAAAUUAUGACUCCCUGUGCCAAGUGGUACAGUGCUUGUCAAAUUGCUUUCCCUGCUUAAGUUGUCAAAUUGCCUUCUUGCUUAGUUUUCAUAUUGCCUUCUCUAAUUAGCUCUUGCCAGUGCAUUAUACCUCACCUUUAUUUGGCAGUAAAACAAAACCUUCCUGUUCGCCCAGUGGUACUUCAUUUAGUUAAAAAAUAUGUACAUUGGUAUAUUUAGCUUAAUUGUGAUAAAUGUUGGAAGCUGAUUUGUACUACUUUUAAGUUUGCUUCCUGUAACUAACCAGUACUGGUGUAAUAUUUGGAAAUGUGGUCAUGACCCAUAUACGUCUCGAACCCAAGAUCAAUUUGCUUGAAUAGUGUGGAAAUACAACGGCUGAUUUAUCCUGUACUCAUCUGGUUUAAGAUUGGCGUGAUGACAGAGCCUUCAUAUCACAAACUUCAUCCCAUUUAGCAUACCCCUAUCCCCACCCCUUAAAAGUUUUUUUUUAAAUCUCCUACAAAAACUUAUUUUUGAACUGCCCUCAACAAUAUCCUAAUGUUUUGGUUUGGUUUUUUUUUUUUUUUUUCAAAAUAAAUUAUAUGUAUUAGAUCUAUUUUACCUUCCCCCUUUUUUCAAAAAUGAGGUGAAAAUUCCCAACCUGAGUGCCUCGAGCUCAGUUCCCUGUACAUGUAGAUAGAAUUAAUAGGGCCCUAAAUGUAUAGGGUUCCCAAAUGACUGGUGCAGUGAUUCCAAUGAUAUUAUAAUGAUAGUUUGUAGAACGCUGAUAUAUGUACAAGUUUAUUUUGCCUUACUUUCCAGGUAAAAUAUUUUGAAUAUAUAAUAUAUACGUGUUUGUUUACUGACUUUACAGUAUUCUUGAUGGAUAAUUGUUUUAACUGUUGAUGGAAUGUUUGAGUAAAUGAUAAUAAAGAUAAUAAAACUGAAUGAAAAACUUA
Molecule: messenger RNA, 1788 nt
Organism: Ruditapes philippinarum (Manila clam)
Lineage: Eukaryota; Metazoa; Mollusca; Bivalvia; Venerida; Veneridae
Product: PRELI domain-containing protein 2-like
Exons: 6
Coding region: 43-579 (178 amino acids)
Biological process (GO): phospholipid transport
Cellular component (GO): mitochondrial intermembrane space
Molecular function (GO): phosphatidic acid transfer activity
Source: RefSeq, a predicted model, not a curated record